AUGGGAAUUUAUUAUUUUGAAGAAGAGAUUGAAAUCAUAUUAAGGGAAGUAGAUCUGGGGGCCGCUGGUGAUGCUCCCUGGUGGGCGGGGCCAGCGCCCCACCACCUAGGCCAUGGGGGGUCGGGCCCGGGCCCUGGGCAUCAGGCCUUUGCAUUGCUGCCUGUCUGCCCGCCCGCAGAGAAGGCGCGGGGGACGCGCGCUGCCCUCUCCUUCCCCGCCCUGGCCCUGGCGCUGGGGAAGACAACGGAGACGUACCGAGCUUCGCUGCCCUACGGGGGGAUCAGUGCACUGGGCUCCCUCCGGUUCCAGUUGACUGUGCCCAUCUCCGUGGUUUUUGCCAAGGGAGCUCUGUCGGGAGCUCAACAGAGGAGACUGCCUUUUUCAGACACAAAGGAGGAGGAGAACCUGUUAAACUCAAAAGCAAGCGUUACGUCCUGCUAUGCGAUGACUUAUCGGAGUGCAACCGUCACAGAGCAGGCAGCCUUGGCCGUGGCCACUGUGGAAGAGGCAGACGUUGCACUGCACCCACUGCAGGAGGACUUGUUGGGUGCUCUGACUGUAUACGUGAUCCCAGAAACCUCCCCUCUACUGCCUCAGGGUGUUGGCGUGUACGUCGGGAAUCACCGGAGUGCUGUGAUGCGGUGUACGCCAGGCUCAGGGGAUGUUCUGGCUGCUGUUAGUGCCCGCGUGCAGCAGAUUGUGCAGGCCAUGUCCUUCACCAUUGACUCUAUCGCCACUGCCUUGUCUGACCGCAUGCCCACGGACACAAGGCACCCGUUCAAAUCCAGCCUGGGAUACGAAAUCACCUUCAGCUUAUUGAACCCGGACCCCAAGUCCCAUGAUGUGCACUGGGACAUCGAGGCAGCUGUCAGCAGCUAUGUGCAGCCUUUCCUCAACAAGCUGGGCUCUGUGGCCAACUUCUCUGUGGACUCCCAGAUCCUGUACUAUGCCGCCCUGGGGGUCUCACCCCGCUUUGACAAGGCCUCCUCCAGCUUCAUCCUGAGCGCGCACAGUCUCCCCCACGUCAUUAAUCCGGUAGAAGCCAGGCUGGGUUCUAGUGCCACUUCGCUCUACCCCGUAUUGAACUUCCUGCUGUAUGUGCCAGAGCGUGUCCAUUCCCCCCUCUACAUCCAGGACAAAGACGGUGCUCCUGUGGGAACUAAUGCCUUUCACAGCCCCCGCUGGGGUGGGAUCAUGGUGUACAACAUUGACCAGCCAGCUCCUGAAAAGGCGCCUCUCCCACUGCGGGUAGACGUGGACAUGGUGCAAGUGAUGGAGGUGUUCCUGGCCCAGCUACGGUUGUUGUUUGGCAUCUCCCAGGAGCCACUCCCAGAGGACUUCCUGUUGGUGAGCCCUGGGAGCGAGGGGCUGGCUGACUGGGAGCUGGACCGCCUGCUUUGGACCCGGACAAUUGAGAACAUUGCCACGGUGUCCACCACUCUCACCUCUCUGGCCCAGCUGCUAGACAAGAUCGGGAACAUUGUCAUCAAGGAUGAUGUUGCUUCUGAGGUAUACCGUGCAGUAGCAUCAGCGCAGAUUGCUCUGCUAGAGCUGGCCUCAGGCCACCUGGGCACCGCAUUCCAGGCCAGCAAAGAGGCAGUCACCUCCUCCGAGCGGGCCUUCUUUGACCCUUCGCUGCUGCAUCUCCUCUACUUCCCCGAUGAUCAGAAAUUUGCCAUCUACAUCCCACUCUUCCUGCCCAUGGCGGUGCCCAUUCUGCUGUCCCUGGUGAAGAUCCUCCGGGAAGCCACACAGAGCAAGAAGGAGCCCAUGAAAACUGACUGAGCCUGUCUGCAGCUACCCCAUAGGGCAGGGGAGCUCAGAGCUAGCUUAUAACAGCCUGUCUGUGUAGCAACAGCCAGGACCCAGUUCAAGGGCCUGGACUCAGAUGAUUUGUUAUGAAUCCUGGCAGUGGGGAUAGUCUGGCAGAAAUAGGGUGCUGGGACAGAAACUGAGGCUUUGAUCCAGCAUGGCCACUUCCCAAUGUGGACCUCUGGGUUUGCCUUUGACACCUGCAGCUGGCCCAGGCCAGUUGACUCAGGCUAAGGGGCUGUGUUGUGGUGGUGUGGAUCCUUAGCCAGGAGCCUGGACUCUAGGACCCUUUCACCUUACAGGGUCCUAGAGUUGUGGGCUCCAACCCAAGCCCAAAUAUCUGCAUGAAAGAGCUCCUUGGCAGGAACCCCACAAGACCAAGUCAGAAGCACCUGUGGGAUUUGGAGUGCAGCAUGGCUACAGCUGCCUGUGACUGGCCAUCUGAGCAAAAUGCUUCUGCCAGUCGGGUCCAAGGUGUGUGAGCUUGGGCUGCUUCGACUUUUUCUAGUUCCUAUAGCUGGCUGUACCACCAGACAGCAGAACAGGGAUUGCUGGGGCUCCCUGCCCGCUUGCGCGCGCGCUCACCCUGGGGCUCUCCUGUGAGUCUGAAGGCUUGGUGCUAGCUUCUGGAAGAUGCUCUGGAGUCUCUGUCUCCUGUGAGUGCUCCCAUCUAGCCCAGCCUCCAGCUGGCCUGCACCUGGGGUUGCCUUGCUUAGCAGGGUGAGACAUGGAGAGCUGAGGGCACCUUCCUUUUACUCCUGUUGAGAGCUUUGGUCUUGGCAGAACCCCACCUGCAUGUGCUGGACUCAGCUUCUUCCCCCUAGUAUAGGGGGCAUGGAUAGGUCAGCCUGUGCCUGCAAGUGGGGUAGGACUUCCUUGAAGGGACUGGAGCAGGAGAGUGCUGCUCAUGCUUCAGGGAUGCUCCGAAAGUGCCUCUUGGGUUUCUUAGCUGGCAGCCUGCUGGUCCCAGCGGAGGGCCCCGGGCUGCCAAGGGGACAAACAUGAGAGUGAUGCACUGAUGAAUGGUGGGCAAAACAGUUUCUUUUCAAUAAAACUAAAAACUAGACUGUG
Messenger RNA from Pelodiscus sinensis (Chinese soft-shelled turtle), 2883 nucleotides. The record is from RefSeq and is a predicted model, not a curated record. Lineage: Eukaryota; Metazoa; Chordata; Testudines; Trionychidae.